Hipposideros armiger (great roundleaf bat) is the source of this 4244-nucleotide messenger RNA. RefSeq names its product solute carrier family 26 member 1 (gene SLC26A1). The record is from RefSeq and is a predicted model, not a curated record. Gene Ontology annotation, molecular function: secondary active sulfate transmembrane transporter activity. Gene Ontology annotation, biological process: sulfate transmembrane transport. NCBI's taxonomy places the organism in Eukaryota, Metazoa, Chordata, Mammalia, Chiroptera, Hipposideridae. Gene Ontology annotation, cellular component: membrane. The transcript has 3 exons. Bases 1199 to 3319 code for a protein of 706 amino acids.
GCCAGGCUGCCCACGGUGCCAGGGCCAGCUUGGCCUUCCAGCCCCACCAAAGGGACCCCCCUGGAAGAACACUUGGGGCUCCAGCCCCCCACAAGAUGGGCCCCUUCUUACCCAUGUCUUCACUUUAAAGAUGGGGGACUGAGAUUCUGAAUAAUCACUGUAAAAAAACAGCAGCUUGCCCUUCGUUUAUCAUGAGUGGGACAUGAGGGGAACCGUGUAAAGCGCUCAUUUACCUUCUGCCAGCCCUAAAGGGCAGGUCCCACCUCUGUACAGGAGAGAAUGCAACGAGGCCAGGCACCUGCCCACUCACGGGGUCAGCGCUGGGCUAGAAUCCAGAUCCAGGACCCCUAGCUCCACAGCAAGAAAGGCACACCUGGCUAGUGUGUCCUGACACCCAUCACACACACACACAGCAGCCUUUCCCCACAAGGACACGGAACAGAUGCUGGGAUGUGGCUGCCGGGGCUGAGCUGGCCCGGGUCCGCCCCUGCUCAUGCUCUAGCACGGACCAAACCCAUCUCCUGGAAGGGCAGGGAGGGUGUCCAGGGAUGGGCCAAGGAGACCAGCUCCUCCCUUGGUCCCCUCUGGUCCAUGCCCACCUUCCAGGGUCCUUGGGGCCAAGGCACUCAGCCCCAGAGCCGAAGGGUCACAUACUGCGUGUGCCUAUCCCAGGACUGGCCAGGUUCCUGAGCCUUGACGGCCGAAAGAACCCCAGAACCCAGGGAUCCUGCUCUAGCCACUCGCUGCCCCAACCUGUGUCUCUCACACUGCAGCCCUGUUCCUGGGGGGCUGGGAGCCUAUCAGAGGCCACACGGAUGUAAUUAUUCGUGAGCCUCUAAUUACAGCACAACUCCCCCAGUUAGCAGCUCAGGUAACACUUGUCUGGGGACACGUGUGACUCAGCAAUCUUUGGGGUAAAUAAUUGAACUGCAAGCCCAGCACGGCCAAGCAAUUAGAUGUUGACCAUAGAGCACUGCCUGCCGGGCCACGCCAGGCCUGCUCGGGCCCACUCCGGGUGCCAGCUCUGUGCCUGAGCUACUGGCACUCCCCCUCCACUAACAGAAUCCGGGGGCUCUGGGGUCCAGCCAGCCAGCAGACACAGGCUUGGGGUCUGGCUCUUCUGUGAGGCUCUUCCUCCGAGCUGCCAGCCUCAGGGCCCACCACGCAGAGGUUUUCCCAAGGGACCUGGUAACCCAGGAUGGACGUGUCCCCUGAGCUCAUGGAGCAGGGCAAGGGGCCGGUGCUGGUCCGCCGGCAACCUCGGGCACCGCGGGGCCUGCGUGAGACGCUGAAAGCCAGGCUGCAGCGUAGCUGUGUGUGCAGCGUGCAGGGGGCCCGGGCGCUGGUGCAGGACCUGCUGCCCGUCACACACUGGCUGUGCAUGUACCGCCCACGGGAGGACCUGGCGGGCGACGUCCUGUCUGGACUGGUAAUUGGCAUCAUCUUGGUGCCCCAAGCCAUCGCCUACUCGCUGCUGGCCGGGCUGCAGCCUGUCUACAGUCUCUACACGUCCUUCUUCGCAAACCUCAUCUACUUCCUCAUGGGCACCUCGCGCCACGUCUCCGUGGGCAUCUUCAGCCUGCUCUGCCUCAUGGUGGGGCAGGUGGUGGACCGUGAGCUCCUGCUGGCUGGCUUCGACCCCGUCCAAGAUGGGCUGGGGCCCAGGGACAACAGCAGCGCCCCCAACGUCUCAGCUGCCAUGCUGGCACUGGGGCUGCAGGACUGCGGGCGGGACUGUUAUGCCAUCCGCGUGGCCACUGCCCUCACGCUGGUGGCUGGGAUUUACCAGGUCCUUAUGGGCAUCCUCCAGCUGGGCUUCGUGUCCGCCUACCUCUCACAGUCACUGCUUGACGGCUUCGCUAUGGGGGCCUCAGUGACCAUCCUGACAUCCCAGCUGAAGCACCUGCUGGGCGUGCGGGUCCCACGGCACCAGGGGCCAGGCAUGGUGGUCAGCACGUGGCUGAGCCUGCUGCGCAGUGCUGGGCAGGCCAACCUGUGUGACGUGCUCACCAGCGCCGUCUGCCUGACCGUGCUGCUGGCCGCUAAGGAGCUCUCGGACCGCUACCGGCACCGUCUGAAGGUGCCCCUGCCCACGGAGCUGCUGGUCAUUGUGGUAGCCACGAUCGUGUCCCACCUCGGGCAGCUCCAUGUGCGCUUUGGCUCCAGUGUGGCCGGCAACAUCCCCACUGGCUUCGAGGCCCCGCGGGUGCCGGACCCGGGGCUGAUGCAGCGCGUGGCGCUGGAUGCCGUGCCCCUGGCCCUGGUGGGCUCCGCCUUCUCCGUCUCGCUGGCAGAGAUGUUCGCGCGCAGCCACGGAUACUCGGUGCGAGCCAACCAGGAGCUGCUGGCCGUGGGCUGCUGCAACGUGCUGCCCGCCUUUUUCCACUGCUUUGCCACCAGCGCUGCCCUGGCCAAGAGCCUGGUGAAGACGGCCACCGGCUGCCGUACGCAGCUGUCCAGCGUGGUCAGUGCCGCCGUGGUGCUGCUGGUGCUGCUGGCGCUGGCACCCCUGUUCAGGGACCUGCAGCGCAGCGUGCUGGCCUGCGUCAUCGUCGUCAGCCUGCGGGGAGCCCUGCGCAAGGUGAGGGACGUCCCACAGCUGUGGCGGCUCAGCCGGGCGGACGCGCUGGUCUGGAUGGCUACGGCGGCCACCUGCGUGCUGGUCAGCACCGAGGCGGGGCUGCUGGCCGGCGUGCUCCUGUCGCUGCUGAGCCUGGCCAGCCGCACACAGCGCCCCCGCACGGCCCUACUCGCCCGAAUCGGGGGCUCCGGCUUCUACGAGGACACAGCGGAGUUUGAGGGCCUGGUCCCUGAGCCUGGGGUGCGGGUGUUCCGCUUUGCAGGCCCACUUUACUAUGCAAACAAGGAUUUCUUCCUGCAGUCCCUCUACAGCCUCACGGGGCUGGACGCAGGUCGCGCGGCCGCCAUGAGGAAGGCGGGGGGCCCGGAGGCAGGGGUCAGUGAGGGAGACCCCAUCGAGGGCAAGGACCUGGGCCCCGUGAGCAACACCACCGCGCUGGUGCCCAUGGCUGCUGGUUUCCGCACGGUGGUCAUUGACUGUGCCCCACUGCUGUUCCUGGAUGCAGCCGGCCUGGCCACACUGCGAGAUCUGCGCCGAGACUAUGGGACACUGGGCAUUGACCUGCUCCUGGCCUGCUGCAGCCCCUCAGUGACCGACGCCCUGAGGAGAGGCGGCUUCCUCCGGGAGGACCAGGGGGACGUGGAUGAGGAGGGGCAGCUGUUUUACAGCGUGCACAACGCUGUACAGGCGGCCCGGGCCCGCCAUACGGAGCAAGCACCCGCCGACUCCAACGUCUAGGAGAGCCAGCGCCUGCCCCAGGCCUGCUUCCUCCCAGGGCCCACACAGACUCCUCACACCAAUCACCCAAACUGACCCUCCUGGGAGCCUGUGCCGUCUCUGCCCUGGAGGGACCAGGGAGCCCGGAAUAGGACAGGACGGACGCCACUGUGAACACAGACAAGGACCCAGAGAUUCCUAAGAACCACACCUUUAGGACCAACGCCCCCAUGGUGCAAAGCUGGGCCCCAGUGCUGUGUGACCGUGGGGCCAGUUUGACACUGUGUUGCCAUCUUAUUUGAACAAGGGCCUGGAUGCAAUCAUGUUGCCUCCAAGGUGCCAGAAGGACGCUGGUCCCUUAGCCCCCACAGCUCCCACCCCACUGGGUGAGAGCUGGUGGCUCUGGAUGAGUGUGAGGGUCUCUGUGCCUCUGGAAGCUGCCCAACACACACACCCAAGUGUUCCUUACACCUCGUGCCUAGGCCCCUGCUGGGCAGUGCAGGACAAAGGGAGCGUGACCAACACAACCUUGGCUCAGCCGUCAGGCACAGCUGCCCUGCAGAGCCCACCCAGCGAGGACCCAGCACGGGGCGCCUGCGUGCACACUCACUGGAGCUGGGUCCAGCCUCAAUGUCAGCGCAGCGGAGCACCAGCCCGCCCCUGAGCCUCUGGCAGGAAGCCAGCUGUGCCUGCUCCUGGGGCUGCCCCAGCCAGCCCCUGGGCCUUCUUGAGCCAAGGAGCAUGUGUUCCCUCCUCCCCUCCCCACAGGAGGCUUUGCUGAGAGUGUAGGGGCCAUGGCUCCUCAGAGCAGGCCUCCCCCCUCCCUCGUGCCCCCACCUCUGCACUGCACUGUCCUCCACAGCAGACACAGCCUCCUCUCAGCCUCUGUCUUCAGCUCCCUAAAGUGGGCACUGCUGCCCCAGGCUGCCCACACCACGCUCUCCAU